Molecule: messenger RNA, 967 nt
Organism: Mycena citricolor
Lineage: Eukaryota; Fungi; Basidiomycota; Agaricomycetes; Agaricales; Mycenaceae
Source: the annotation of a GenBank genome assembly
CCGCGUCAGUCCGAAUGAUUCCUUCGCGUGAUUACACAGUGUCACUGAUGGGCUGGUGAGGCUCGAUACUUAUAUCAGGCGCCGCCGUUGAAAUCCGUCUCCACUUGUCCUCAGGUUGCGAGAGAGAUGCUUGAUCUUCACGUCCACACUGCCUUUCACAAUUAUACACACCACCCCAUCAUCUCGGACAUCAAUCCGUCCGUGAUACGUCUGCCCCAUGUGCGGUACAGCUGCACGCGGUGCUAGCCACGCAUGUCGCGCGGGCGGUCAUCCGCGGUGCCUUGCUUCUUUGCUUCGACCGCCACUACUUACCUCUUCCUCUUCUCUUCCAUCUUCCGUCUUUCACUCCCGUUCUUCUCCCCUCCCGGCGAGCCUUUAUUCUGUUCGACUUCAUUCGAUCCAAUUCACGUCCGUGGCUCUAUCUCCGGCUCUCGUUGUCCUCAGAGUAAACACAUUCCAAGAUCAUGAGUCCUGUCCCUCUUCCCUCAGCGCUCGCCGCCACGGACAUGCUCACCCGGGUCACCCCAAUCUCCAAUACCAUCUCCGACUCCGCGAUAACAACAACAAUCGCGUCCUCCUCCUCCUCCUCCCUUGAGCUGCGGCUGUUCCUGGCGGGCUGCACUUUCAUGACGGCCUGUGUCUUGGUGACGAUGUGGGAGAGUUUCUGGUUCAUGCGGGCGAAUCCAGAUUUUGAUGGAGAGACCAUGGGGUGUACUUGAAUUUCCUUGGUGUGUAUAAUAGUAAAUGGCAUGCGAUGUAAUGUUAGGCUCUGUCGCUGUGUACAAAUCCUCCGGAAUGGAAUAGAUAUACUUAUUGAUAUCGAGAAUGUACCCAUACAGCGAGAAAACCGACAUCGUAAAUUUUGGUAAGGCAUCCAACCCAUCACGAUCAUCAAUGUUUGCGGGACUUGAAGUAGCCGUGAGUGACGUUGCACGGUUGCAGCACACACUCCGGGCACCGAGUUGUC